This is a messenger RNA of Vanessa atalanta (red admiral), 1727 nucleotides long. Its product is annotated as probable tubulin polyglutamylase TTLL2. Gene Ontology annotation, molecular function: tubulin-glutamic acid ligase activity; tubulin binding. The coding region runs from base 1 to 1707 and encodes 568 amino acids. Gene Ontology annotation, cellular component: cilium. The record is from RefSeq and is a predicted model, not a curated record. The transcript is spliced from 13 exons. Gene Ontology annotation, biological process: protein polyglutamylation; microtubule cytoskeleton organization. NCBI's taxonomy places the organism in Eukaryota, Metazoa, Arthropoda, Insecta, Lepidoptera, Nymphalidae.
AUGGCGCAAAUAUUUGAUAAUGACGAGCCCUUUGUUUACCGACUAAAUGAUAACGGUUUUGGACCAAGUCUUCUUGUGAAGGUUUGUACUGAGCGAGGCUGGCGAUUGUACCAGGGUUACAGCGGAAGUGAGGAGAAGUGGAAUCUGUGGUGGCGAACGAGCGCUUUCCCGGCCACUUCAUACAAAACAUUGGGUGAAUGGCAGUUCAUGAACCACAUUCCUAAAGGAGGUUCGAUAUGUCGGAAGGAUAGUCUGUCUCGUUUGCUGCGAUGCAUGAGGAGAAUUUAUGGAUCCAUUUAUGAUUUCAGCCCGCCCUGCUUUCAUCUGCCUCUGGAAUACGCGAAGUUGGUUUCGGAGUGUUCUCGUUUAAGACGCAGUGACGACACCACCGGGCCCAGCGUGGUAUGGAUACACAAGCCAGUCGCUCAGAGUCAGGGACGAGGAAUAUUCCUAUUUAGGAGUGUGUGCGAUAUGCGAUGUGGUGGACCAGCUGUUGUUCAGAGAUACAUCGAGCGUCCGCUUCUCAUCGCGGGUUACAAGUUUGAUCUUCGUCUGUACGUCUGCGUACCUGGAUAUAGGCCACUCACAGCUUAUAUGUACGCAGAGGGUCUCGCUAGGUUCGGUACAGAUAAAUAUACAUUAACCGAUAUCCAUAAUCCAUACAGGCAUUUAACGAAUUCCUCGCUUAAUAAAACUGGACCGAGGUACGCGGAAUGCAAGGACAGGAUUGGCAGCGGUUGUAAGUGGACUCUGAAGCAAGUGAGGCGCGCCCUCGUCGGCAGAUGGGGCGCGGUAGAAUGGCUCGUCUGGCAGAGGAUAAGGGCUCUCGUCACGCUGACGUUGCUGGCACAAGCAGCGGGAACUCCCCCCGCGAGGAACUGCUUUGAAUUUUAUGGUUUUGAUGUACUGCUUGAUGAUACUUUGAAACCUUGGCUGAUUGAGGUUAAUUUAUCACCAGCACUUGGUGCAGAUUGUGAGGCCGACGUUAUCGUGAAACAACCUAUGCUGCACGAACUAUUCGACUUGUUGGGUCUACCCAUGAGGCACACGGGCCUCAGCUUACUCCAGGGUCCUACACAACCUCUCAAUAAUUACAGUUCUGAAGAUGAGAGCGGAGUGUCCCGCGUGUCCGCCGGGGGCGCGCGCCGCGGGACGCGCCGGGCGCGGCGGCGGCGCGCGCUGCCCGUGCACUGCGUCACCUUACAGGCGCCGACGACAGAUAACUUUUCGGAUUUACACGAAAAACCUAGAGAUGUACAGACCGGCCGGUUGUACAAGAAUUCAUCUGGUUUAAGUUCUGACGUCAUAGAGAUCCAGCCCCCGUCGGGUGCGGCCGUGACAUCCGCGGACGCAGUCGACGAAACCUGGCGCGGCGGUUACGCGACCGCGGCGUCCCGGCGGAAGAUGCUGAGUGCGUGCGCCUGGGGUAAUGGCGUGCGCUGGGACCGCGCCGCGGGACGAGUCGGCCAGUGGGUACGGAUAUACCCCCAUACUUUGCAGAACGAAGACCAGUUGCAAGUAGAAGACGCAAGGGAAAGUGUUGCUCAUGUGUCAAAGUUGUUGCGCGCAGCACGUGAAGUCGCCCGGGACGGCGGACGGGACAAGCGUGUCCCGCGGGACGGAAGCUGCGACGCGUUUUUCGAUGCCGCACUUCGGAGAAAACUCGCUUAUGGAUCGAAUUUUGAAGUGUGGCUACCACCUUUCUAAAGUGUUCAAUUUUAAAUUAG